This is a messenger RNA of Psylliodes chrysocephalus, 1599 nucleotides long. Lineage: Eukaryota; Metazoa; Arthropoda; Insecta; Coleoptera; Chrysomelidae. The record is from the annotation of a GenBank genome assembly.
AUGUAUGCUGAAACCACCAAUUUUAAAAACGUCGAUCUUGCACGCAUAAUCCUGACUUCCAAUGCGUUAACAGAGCAUAUCAAGCGCGUCUAUUUCCAAGUACAGGCUUGGUAUGGUUCACAAGGUCAAGAUGAGACCUUAGAUCCGUUGGAAUGGGGGUGGGAGUUGGUAAAUGGAGAGCUCAGUCCUGUCACCAUGACCCAGGAAGCCGGUCCCGAGGAAAUAUUAGGCAAAAUUUCUUGUUCUUGUAAAACCGACUGUGGCACGAGGUGCGGGUGCCGCCGAACUAAAGAUAGUAAUUCGACGAUUGACGAUGAUCCAGAACUAACUGGAAGAGAAAUAGUAGAUGAAUUAAAAAAUAAAUUUGAUAAUACUAGUAAAUGGAGUGAAAAAUUACAAAUUUUAUCUGUUCUUCCAUCAAGUUGGUCGAUAGAAAAAAUUGUUAAUACCUUUGGAGCAUCUUCCUACAUAGUAAGAAAAGUAAAACAGAAAGUAAAACAAGAUGGUAUUCUGUUUAUUCCUGAUUCCAAUAAAGAAAAGUACCCAUUUGAAAAGAAAGGUUUCUCAAAAUGUGCUAGUUUGAAACCGGCUGAAUGUGUUCUUGCUGGUGCAUCAGGCACUCACGUUGUUUGUGUUUGUCUUAUUCAUGAAAAUUUUAAACUUUUAUUUCACGGUGCGAAACUUGAUAAAUUAAAACUUCGAGAUGAUAGUCAACCAUUAUCGUCGUAUCGAGACUGUAUGAAAAUGUUUAUAUGCCAAGAACCUACAGAAAACUGUUAUUUCGGUACCUGUACUCAUUGUCCAGGCUCAAUAAAAUUAAGAACUAUUUUGGAAAAUCUUUUCACGGAUAAUUUUUUAGAUGAACUCAAAUGUAAUCAGUGGACUCAAGUUGAUAGAUGUUCUUUGGAGACGAUCAUUAAAUCAACUGACGAUUUUGUUGAUUUUUUUAUAGAAUCAAUUCCAAAAGUACUGCAACAUGAUUUUAUUGCUAAACAACAAGCUGAAUAUUUCCAAACCGUAAAAAGUAAUCUUGAAGUUGGACAAAUUCUUGUGGUUGCUGAUUUUUCUGAAAACUAUUCGUUCUUGCUACAAAAUAGUGUUCAAGGAGAAUAUUGGAAUAAUACACAAGCAACAAUUCAUCCAUUUGCUUGUUAUUAUAAAUCUAUUGAUGGGAAUGAGAGCAAAGUAAUACCUCUUAGAUUGAUAAUAGUUUUGGAAAACUUAACGCAUAACACUACUGCCGUUUACAGUUUUCAAGAGGAAUUAACAUCGUUUCUUAAAACUAAGGUUCCCAAUAUUACAAAAAUUAUUUAUUUUUCGAAUGGUGCUGCAUCUCAAUACAAGAACCGGUACAAUUUAGUUAACUUGCUCUACCAUAAAGAAGAUUUUAAAAUACCAGUCGAAUGGCAUUUCCAUGUAACUUCUCAUGGGAAAGGUCCAAGUGAUGGGUUGGGUGGACUUAUCAAGCGUUUACUUACCCGAUCUAACCUCCAAAAAGAAGCUGAUCAACAAAUACAAACUCCUGAAGAAAUGUGUAAAUGGGGCCAAGAUAAUCUUCCUGGAGUAUAUUGUCGUUUCGUUUCCAACAAUAAAAUUUAG